This is a messenger RNA of Seriola aureovittata, 6675 nucleotides long. It is a transcript of the gene vgll4b, whose product is annotated as vestigial-like family member 4b. The record is from RefSeq and is a predicted model, not a curated record. The coding region runs from base 322 to 1284 and encodes 320 amino acids. Gene Ontology annotation, molecular function: transcription coactivator binding. Lineage: Eukaryota; Metazoa; Chordata; Actinopteri; Carangiformes; Carangidae. The transcript has 5 exons. Gene Ontology annotation, biological process: negative regulation of DNA-templated transcription.
GGAGUCAUACCAAGCAUAGCCUGCGUGUCAGUGCAGUCGACUUACAGCUGGCUGUGAGGAGAACUGACGCUACUCUUUUUUUAUUUUUGCUCUUUAUUGAUACACAUACCCGUAUUUCCAAAAAAGUGUCCUAAAAUCAUUAGAAUAACUGGGGGAAUCAGGUUUCGAUAUUCUUCGCCGGUUUUUAUUUUAUUAAGGGGGUUUGUACAAAACUAAAGUUGGAGGCUGGGCCUUUAGCUUUUUGACCGUCGCUUGAGCGGAGAAAAAAAAAAAGCUGGUCUUUUUCUUUUUUUUUCUUUUUUUUUUGUAAAAACUCGAUAAAUGCUACUAACGAAAAUGGACCUGUUGAACUAUCAGUACCUGGACAAAAUGAACAACAACAUUGGUAUUCUCUGCUACGAAGGUGAAGCAGCUUUGAGGGGGGACCCCAGACUCCAGUCCUUGUCCCUAUCCUCAUCCUCCUCAUCAUCAUCCUCCUCUUCAUCGUCAUCCUCCUCCUCGUCCUCCUCCAUCUCCAGCCACAGGACAGGUCCUCCUCCCAUCAGCCCGACCAAGAGGAAGCUGAAUGGGGACCAGGGGGACAGCGACAUGGACGACAACGAACAUGUGGCAAAGAUGAGCCGACUGUUUGCUGCACAGCUAAAACCUAAUGGAGACUAUCGCAGCUCCACCGUCUCAAAGGACCGUAGCCGAAGCCCCAUCGAACGCGUGGUGGUGCCCGGCGGUCUGGGAGUCCACAGCAACCACCUAUACAGUCACGCCCACCACCACCAUCACCACCUGUCCAGCUUAGCUGGCAUGGACCAGCCACUGGCACUCACCAAAAACAGCAUGGUGGAGUCUGCACGUAGCAGCACAGCAGCAAUGAUCACAGUGCCGCACACAGUCAGUCCCAUGGAACGCCAGCAGAAUCGUCCUUCAGUGAUCACAUGCGCCCCAGCCAACAACCGCAACUGCAACCUGUCUCACUGUCCUGUCUCCCACAAUGGCUGCUCAAGCCUCACAAACAACUACAGGAGAAUCAACACCAACACAGCCUGCGACCCAGUGAUUGAAGAGCAUUUCCGCCGCAGUCUCGGGAAGAACUACAAGGAGCCUGAGCCCGCCGCCACCAACUCGGUGUCCAUCACAGGCUCGGUGGACGACCACUUCGCCAAGGCGCUGGGCGAGACCUGGUUGCAGAUCAAAAAUAAGGGGAGUCCCUCGUCGUCCGGCAGUAGCCCAAACUCCUCCCCCGACAGUCACAUGGUCAAUCACAACCACUCCCCGUCUGUGGUCUCCUGAAGGGGGGAGGGAUUUUACAGGGAUUUGCCCCUGUUUCCCCAGCCCUCCCAAUCAUCCCGGCUCCAACAUUCAUGCCCCUGUCACUCCUGGUCUGUCACCAGCAUCCCAGAGGGAAUGCCUGCCUGCUGGUCUGCUAAACACAUCCACAACCCUCAAGCCUGCUCUCUCUCUAUGCACUCAUAGAGGAUCAAUCAAGCAAUAACAAAAAGGUUGUUUUUUUCCCUUCUGUCCUCUGGUAUGCUACUGCCAGACAAUAAUCAGUAAUGAGUGAUGAGGGCUCGACUUGGGGACUGACUGGAGCAUCAAGCUGCUCCUUCUAUUCAUUCAUCAUCCCUGCAUAUCAAGCUUGGAGCUGAGCAAGUGUCUGUAGUUAUAUGUACAUAAAGAAAGAGAGGAAAGGGCGGUGUUUUAAUUAUUAAUUUUCUUUUCUUCUUUGUUUGUUAUUUUGUUUCUUUAACCGUAGUUUUGUGUACUGCUUCUGCAUUAUGAGAUGCCUGACAUUUUAUUUUAGAAAAGACGAGAAAGAAACACUCUGGAGAAAAUAAUCACAAACCACCUGACUGUGCUACCAAAGAAACCUUUAGACGCUGAUAUUUAUCAAUGCCCACAUCAAAAACAAAACAACAAAUAAGCCAUCUUGUAAUCCCCUCCCUCUUAUCUUUCUUCAUCCUCUCACCUUCCUUCUCUCUCCCGCGCUCUCCUGUGUAUGUGUUCAGGUGAUUUUGUUACUGUAUGUGUAUACUUAAGCGGUCGACUUGGUCUGAUUUGCACUACUGCCGUAGAGGGUAAAGGCUGCCAUGUCAGUAUUGCAAUCUGGCACUGCACGUACUGCGACUGAUAAAACUGAGCAAAGACAUUGAGACUUUUGCUGGGAUCUCUAUUUGAUUUCCCAUUAACUCCUGUUUAAAGUUUACCUGGGCAUGACAGAACAGUACACACAUAAUUAUCGUGCAUUAUUUAUUGAAUGCAUUUCUGAAAAAUGGAAAAUACAUACCAGCAGGGUUGGGCAGUACAAAAUGGAAAUGCAAAGUAAUGUGGAUUUGGAUAAUGUGUCCAAAUAUAUAAAAAUAAUUUUGCCACAUCCCUGCAUGUUGAUUAUUACAUCUGUUAAAGAAAACAAACAUGUUUAGAUGGUAAGAGAAGGUGGAUGAAAAAAAGGUGGAUUGUCAGGUCUGACUGUCUAAAGCCAAGCCUAACUGUGUGCUCAUCACUUGGUUCUGCCUGUGUAAUGUGUUCAGCUCCCAUUAACUAAACAGAUCCCUCCCCAUCAGCACAGAGUAUCAGUCCACAUUAAGUUACACUUGUAGUGCAGAGAGCUCUCCAUAUUAAGGGUGGGGGUAUAAACAAUCAGGUGCUCUGUGGGAGGAACUGGCCUCUCUUCAAUUUAAGUAAAUAUCCAUCACCAUGGAUACUGACAGAAGCAUUAGUCACCCAGCUGCUCAUAUAUCAUCCCACUUCCCUGGAUAACAUCCCCAAAACAAGUUAGGUGAAUUAAGGAUAAACUCAUGCCUCACCUUUUUUUUUUUUUUUUUUUUCAUAAGAACUUCACCUUUUAUUAAGUGAUUUUUGUCUACAAGUGCCUUGGGAAGUGUAAGGAAAAUGCAGUUUUAUGUGCAAAUGCAAAAUAUCUCAAGACAAGUCAGCCUAAAUUCACUCCACUUCCAGCCUGCAGUUCAGACUGGAAAGUAUGAGGAUGUAAAAGGACAGAAUACGUUUCUUCACCCACCUUUCCUCACCAUUCUGUUUUAGAUUUUGAGGGGAAAUGACACUUAAUAAAUCUCGACUAUUGAAAAUAUAUUGGGAUAGUAAAUACAUCGUACUACCCAGCCCUACGUUCAGAGCCGGUAUGUAUGAUCAAGUAUACAUUUAUUAAUCAGUGUUGAUCGGUAUCAGCAUGGAUAAAUAAGAAAUAUACAAAAUUGGUUCACCUGCUUAAAUUGUGCCAAAUCGUUGCAUGGUGAUUUUUCCAAGCACAGUCGGGUUUUCAAAAUCAGUUAACUGUGGUGCUGAUGGACAUCACGACUAUGAUGAGAGGAGAUUAAGACUGAAAACAAAGUUGUACAACCUGCGUGUGUUGAAGGUUGGCCUUUGCUGAACAAUGUGCUUUGAUGUGUUUCACAGGCUUAACUGCUGACAGUGAUGAGGGAAAGAUGACACUGCAUGUCACUCUGUGGUUGAAAGAAAAAAAGGAAAUAGUCUGGUUUCUCGACCGGGGGAGAGAAAAUUAUUCAGAUCUCUUCAAACGCGCCUUUGUUUUUGUAACUCUUUGAACAUGGGUGUUGUAAUUAUAUUUGGCUUACACCCUGCUGUCCCUCCCUUCCUCCCUCCCACCCUCCCUCACCUACACACUGUGGUUUGGUAGAAUUCUACAAGGUUUUGAAGGGUAAACUAAUGCUUUUACAGAUGCAUGUUUUUUUUGUUUUGUUUUUAAUAGCUGGUAUCUAUUAGUGUUUUUAAGCAUUUCAAUCUUAACUACUAUUAUCCUUUUCAUUCGGACGUUAGUUGUUACUUCUUUCGUUGUUAGUAACGGACAUAGACACUAUACACUCACUGCUGGGUCAGUUGUACUCCAUAUUAUUAUUGUUAUUGUUAUUAUUACAAUUUUGUAUUUUUGUUUUCCAUUAAUAUCAGUAUGGUAACAAACAUCUAUAGUGGGACAGCCUCCGGACAGGCUCUGUUUAAUGAUGAGAGCUGCGUUUCUCAAAACCAUCUCGGCACGAGAGUCGAUCAGCUCAUUCCCGCAGCAGAGCCGUGAUCGUUCUAGUGUUGGGUUGGCUUUGGGAUACGCAGCCCGUUAAGGUUUUCUUAAGAUGUUGAUCCAUCGGUGGUACAGGAUGCUACAGCCUUUAGCAUGACUAAGCUGAGACACCAAAUUGACACAAAUGAGUCCACAAGACCUUGUUUUCCACAAAAGCAUCUUAGCCUGAGAUAAUAUAAAAUGACUGGGUGCCAUCUUAAAAUCACCACCUCCGCACCAGCCUUCACCCACAUUCUUGCCACAGUCCAAAAAGAACUUGGUAGACGAGAAGCUAGCAGGGUGGGAAGCUUUUGGGAAACAAGGUAUUGUUUACUGUAGAACUUAGUGAUGACGGCUCUCAAACAUUUUUUUGACCUUUACAAAAGUGUCUUAAAAUGAUCACAAUAAGAAUUAUUUUGUAUUACAAAAGAGCAAAAAAUAACAUCACAAAAACAGCAUUGGAGAGAAGCUAGCAAACAACACAAAACUUUGUUAGUGGUUGUCUGAAUUUAUGGUGUACUGUCAAAACUCUCAGCCCUUAGCAGUGGACUUUUUGUGUCCUGACUUGGUGUCCAGACUUAUUUUUGUAUUUCAGUGCUUUCUUUUCUGAACAACAUUGUAUUGUUGCUGCAGUUAAGCUAGACUGCUGCAGUCUGAAGAAAUGAAUUUUACUCCUAUGAAAGAGCCUGCGCCAAGGUGGCAUACAUUCCUCCUAUAGGGAACUUUGUACAGGCCUCAAACACACUCUGCAGACACAGUUUCUUGCAUCUUUACCAGAACAACAAGGUGUCCACUUUUGCUCUUUUUGGCCUCAAAUCCAUACCACAAGACAAAAGAACAACCAAUGGUAUACAUUUUUUUUUAGGACAUUCAGAGCGUAGAACUUAGAGAACUGGGGUUGGUGAAAGUUUGGUGUCAUUCUGUAGUAAAAAUACAGAAUCAUUUCAUGUCUCUGAGUUGAGGUUUAUAGGUGACAAGGUUCAUAUUUGUUUGUUACAUCCUUUACAGAGAUCUCUACAUGGAACGUCAGUGUUCUAGAAUGUCCACACAUUCCAUCCUCAACUAUCAGAACAGAUGUGACAGAAUCCCAAAAUUUAAAACCCAACUGCCAGGGAAUUCAUUUCUAUAACAAAUACGUCAUCUCCAGUCUCAGUGUGCUUUCUGUGACAGGCUCAGAGUGGUUUGGGUGGUGAUUUUUGGCAGGUUUGGGGAGGGAGGGGUGAGCAGAGCUUCAGGAGCUGAGCUUCUGCAAGCACAUUCUGUGAGCCACGAGACAUUCAGCUGCCACUCUGUCUUUUCACAAUGAUGCCACCUCCUCCUCCUCCUCAGAUUCAGUUGACCUUGAUCAAGAUUGGAUGUAGGUAGCAACUUGCUAGAAAAUACGAGGGAUAAGGGCUCGGUGUCCAGAACGUUUUGUUUUUCUAUUAUUAUUCUUUCUCAUUAUUUCACUACCACCCUGUAGGUAGGAGGCUCUCUUUCUGCUUCGGCACACACUCCCUACACACUGUAGGAAAAUCACUUAAUAAAAAAAUACUUUUUUAUAAUAGGUAACUAUAAGACCAUCAUUACGCUGUGCGUAACGAAUGUACAGAGAAAAAAAUCGUAGGUAUUUUUUGAGGAACAAUUAAUUUGUUAAUGAUAUGUAGCUAUUUAAUUGUUGUUUUCCCUGUCCUUAUAUUGUAAUCAUUGCAUUUUCUUUUCUGUGAAAAAAGUUGAUCUUUUUUGUUUAUAGAGUUUGUCUUGUUAGAGUAAAGGUUCAAGUGCAGGAGCACAGUAAACAUAUGAAACCACAAUAAGCCACUGGUGUGUCGGUGACAAUCGCUACUUCCAUUGGUCCCCGAUGUUCUGCAAUCAUUUAAAUUGUGUUCGAUCGCGUGACUUCUGAGACAUCUGAACAAAAGUUUGACUUUGUGAGCAAAAGGAGUUUGUCCUUUUAGCAGGCUCUUGAUCAGUUAGCAUGUUUUGCAUCGAUGGAACAGAAUGAUUUUGCCACUAGCCCAGAGCAUCUUGUCGGCCAUUUCCAUUUAACUAUAAAACAAUCAACAUUAGUAAUGGGCUAGCAGGCAGGUAAAAUUUCCACCACUGCAUGUAAACAAUACCAACUGUGGGUUUUGAAAGUCUUGAUGACUGCUUUUGGUUUACAGAUGGGAACUGAGCUACAUGUAAAUCCAUCAGUCUAUUUGAGAACAUUUGUGGAAUUGGUUUAACAUGAGAACCUCAAUGAAAUCAUAACAUUAAAGCUUAGCUGAUGAAAAUCUGAAAGCAUAUUUCAGUCAUAGUUUGUGCUCAAGCUCAUCUGCUUCAUUUUCUGUCCGUGAGGCUGAGCUGAGAUGAGCAGCAAAUGAGCUUUGGGGAUGUCACGGUUCCCAUCUGUGGAGGCCAUUUUGCAACUGUAAACAACAUGAAAAUUGUGCAGAUAAAUCAGAGGAGUUGGCCUUUACUCUGACUGUACCACAUUUUCCAGGUCCUUUUUGAAGUGGAAGUAGCAUGUACUUAGUGGUAGUAGUACUCUGAACUGUAAAAGAAAAAAAAAAUGUAUCAAGAAAACAGUCAAUUUGUGGCUCUGUGUCUCCUACUAAAAAGGUUUUGGCAGGCCACCUUUUUUGUACGUAAAGUAGCCUUGAUGAACAAUAAAGUGCUUUUAAACCACUGUC